GUAGACACUACCAAUACACACGAGCGGUAACCAUGAUCCAUCUGAAGCAGCCUCUGGUGCUCUCCACGCCGAGCAAAAACUAUGCCUCGCCGCUCUUGGCCACCGCAGCAGCGUCGACCAGCCACCUGAGGGACGCCUCCGGAGCUUCGCGCCUUCUCAGAUCGCGCCCCAUCUGCUGCGCGUCUAUGGACGAGGCCGUCGGUGCGUCCACGUCGGUGACGGCCAAGGAGAGGCCGUUGACGGUGACGGCCAUCAUCACCGCCCAGGCACCGUCCUCCACGUACCUCUCGCGCGGCGUCGACAACCUCCAGGACCUCUUCGGCAAGACGCUACUCCUUGAACUCGUUAGCUCCGAGCUCGACCCAAGAACGGGAGAGGAGAGGGAGAGAGUGAAGGGGUUCGUGCACAUCACCCUCAAAGAAGGGACUUACGAGGGGAAGAUGUCUGUUCCAGCAUCAUUCGGACCGGUGGGAGCGGUGCUUGUGGAGAACCAGCACCAUGAAGAGAUGUUCAUCAAGGAUAUCAAGCUUAUCACAGGCGGGGAUGAGAGCACCGCAGUCACCUUCGACGUUGGCUCCUGGGUGCACUCCAAGUUCGACAACCCUGAACCGCGCGUCUUCUUCACUAUCAGAUCGUACCUGCCAUCGCAGACACCAACAGGGAUCGAGGCACUUAGGAGGAAGGAGCUGGAGACGCUGCGUGGCGAUGGCCACGGUGAACGGAAGUUCCACGAGCGCGUCUACGACUAUGACACCUACAACGACCUCGGUGACCCUGAAAGCAACAUCGACCACAAACGCCCCGUGCUUGGCACCGAAGAGCACCCCUACCCUCGUCGAUGCCGCACCGGACGCCCCAUGACCAUGCUUGACCCGAAGACGGAGAAGAGGAGCUCUCCGGUGUAUGUGCCACGUGACGAGCAGUUCUCGGAUGUGAAGGGGGAUGACUUCAGUGCGGCAACGAUGCAGUCGUUAUUGCAUUCCAUCCUGCCGACGAUAGCGCCGCUUCUCAACAACUCAAAGUCCUUCUCGGACUUCCCGGACAUCGACGCCCUCUAUAGAGACGGCAUGCCGCUACGCGUCGACGGUGCUAACUCCUUCAACAAUGUCAUCUCCCGUGUAGUCCGUAAGAUCAAGGACACCACGGAGCACGUCCUCCGCUUCGAGGUCCCCAAGAUGCUUGAGAGAGAUAGAUUCUCGUGGUUCGAAGACGAGGAGUUCGCGAGGCAGACCCUUGCAGGGCUUAACCCUAAUUGCAUCCGCCUGCUCAUGGAAUUUCCCAUAGUGAGCAAGCUUGACGCUGAGGUGUACGGACCGCCAGAGUCGGUGCUAACCAAGGAGCUCCUGGAGAAGAUGAUGAAGGGUGCCCUUACGGUGGAUGAGGCGCUGGAGGACAAGCGGUUGUUCCUGCUGGACUACCACGACGUGUUCCUGCCGUACGUGCACAAGGUGCGCGAGCUGCCGGACACGACGCUAUACGGGUCACGCGCCAUCUUCUUCCUCACCGACGAGGGCACGCUGACGCCGCUGGCCAUCGAGUUGACACGGCCGCAGUCACCGACCAAGCCACAGUGGAAGCGCGUCUUCACGCACGGGUCCGACGCCACCGAGAAGUGGUUGUGGAAGCUGGCCAAGGCUCAUGUGCUAACCCACGACAGCACCUACCACCAGCUCGUCAGCCACUGGCUGCGCACGCAUGCCUGCGCCGAGCCGUACAUCAUCGCCACCAACCGGCAGCUCAGCCGGAUGCACCCGGUGUACCGCCUCCUGCACCCGCACUUGCGCUACACCAUGGAGAUCAACGCCAUGGCCAGGGACAGACUCAUCAACGCCGACGGUGUCUUCGAGGAGACAUACUGGCCCGGGAGGUACUCCAUGGAGCUUUGCUCCUACGCCUACGGUAAGACCUGGCAGUUCAACACGGAGGCGCUGCCGGAAGACCUGGUCAGCCGGGGACUUGCCGUGCGCCGGGACGACGGUGAGCUGGAGCUCACCAUCAAGGACUACCCGUACGCCAAUGACGGGCUCCUCAUCUGGAACGCUAUCGAGCAGUGGGUGUCCAGUUAUGUAGAUUUCUACUACAAGUCCGACGAGGACGUCACCGGCGACGAGGAGCUCCAGGCGUGGUGGGAGGAGGUGCGCACCAAGGGGCACGCCGACAAGAAGGACGAGCCCUGGUGGCCGGUGUGCGACUCCAAGGAUAACCUCAUCCAGGUCCUAAACAGCAUCAUGUGGGUCACGUCCGGCUACCACGCCGCCGUCAAUUUUGGGCUAUACCAGUUCGCCGGGUACUUCCCAAACCGCCCCACUGUUGUGCGGAAGAACAUACCGGUGGAGGAGAAUAGAGAGGAAGACAUGAAGAAGUUCAUGGCCAGGCCGGAGGAGUUUCUGCUGGAGAGCCUCCCUUCGCAGAUGCAGGCCAUCAAGACGAUGGCGACGCUGGACAUUUUUUCCUCCCACUCGCCCGAUGAGGAAUACAUGGGAGAGUACGCCGAGCCGGCGUGGCUGGCCGAGCCUGUGAUCAAGGCGGCAUUCGACAAGUUCAGCAGCAGGCUAAAGGAGGUGGAGGGCACCAUCGAUGAGCGAAACAACAAUCCAAACAACAAGAACAGGUGCGGUGCUGGCAUCGUGCCGUACGAGCUGCUCAAACCAUUUUCAGAGCCAGGGGUCACUGGGAGGGGCAUCCCCAACAGCAUUUCCAUCUGAUCUCCCCUCCAGGAUUAGGUUACCCCGUAAUUUUGCAUGUAGCCUUGGGAAUAAGAUGUUUUUUUUCCUUUUGACAGUCACUGAAUAAGAUGUAUGGGUGGCACAUUCCAUGGCGAAUGACUAUAAGUCAACACGUCAAUAGAAAAUUACGAAGUUAAAGAUUA
Lolium perenne is the source of this 2869-nucleotide messenger RNA. Its product is annotated as lipoxygenase 2.3, chloroplastic. The record is from RefSeq and is a predicted model, not a curated record. NCBI's taxonomy places the organism in Eukaryota, Viridiplantae, Streptophyta, Magnoliopsida, Poales, Poaceae. Gene Ontology annotation, biological process: lipid oxidation. Gene Ontology annotation, molecular function: metal ion binding; oxidoreductase activity, acting on single donors with incorporation of molecular oxygen, incorporation of two atoms of oxygen; protein binding.